CAAGUGCACUUUGUUGGCUAGGAAGUUGGAAAGGGUAUAGAGCUCUGCAUCUGUCCUAUAUCUUAUUCCCUUCAAUGAACCUGCUUUGUAUGAUGUCCAAGAAUGUCCAUUUCUGGAGCUCUCAGUAACUAUUUUGUGGAGUCCAUAAUUAGCCCUGAGAGUGAGGAGCCCUCGGCACCCAAAUUCUCUGGACAGUACCCCAGCCCACGGCCGGCAGCACACCCAGAGACUCUGGACUUCCCCUCUUGUAGUUUCCAGCCCAAACCUCCCGUGUUCAGUGCGUCCUGGACCCCCCUGAACCCGCACAGCGCUUCUCCUCUGCCUCCUGUCUACCACCCUUACAUCCAGCAGGGUGCUCCCACUUCAGAGACCAGGUACUUACGGGGCUGGCUGGAGCCGCUGCCAAGGGCAGAGACUGGACCAGGACAGGGCGCUGUAAAGGCUGAGCCGCUGCUGGGUCACCCUGGGGAUCUGCAGAAAUUGGGAACCCAAGAGUACAGUCUAGAGUCGCCUGCUGUAAGAGAGGAGGCUAAUGAGAGGCCCACUUUCCAGGACAAUAAACUGUGCGAAGGAAGCGAGGACAAAGACAGGCCACAUCAAACUAACCCAUCUGCUAACUGGUUGCACGCCAGAUCCUCCAGGAAGAAGAGAUGUCCUUACACCAAAUUCCAGACCCUGGAGCUGGAGAAGGAGUUUCUGUUUAACAUGUACCUGACCAGGGACAGGAGACACGAGGUGGCCAGGCUACUUAACCUGAGCGAAAGACAGGUGAAAAUCUGGUUUCAGAACCGACGGAUGAAAAUGAAGAAGUUGAACAAGGAACAGGGGAAAGAUUAGCCCAUGACUUCCCCACAAUGCACCUGCUCCCUAUUUAUGAUACACUGACACAAUUAAACUUGCAUAGGACUUACUCAUCUCUCUUUGCAUGACAUAUAAAGACUGUUGUAAUAUUGCCAGCUAGUGUUCCAACAGACACCUUUAAUGUGAUUUUCUGUGUUAAAUGUCCACAAGGAAUCUAUAACUGUCCAUCUGUAGACAGAGGAUACUGUAUGUGACCUACUUGAAUGUAGAGGUCUAAACACGGGUGCUAGUAUGUAUAUGAUUUCACAUCCAACAAGAAAGCAGACAGUGAAUUAUAUAAUGUAUCCUCAUACCAUCCAUCAGCAUUAUCAUGAAGAGGUAUAUAUAAAAUAUAUAUAUUUAAUAUACACUUCCUCUAUUAAACGCUUUACCAGCAAACCCAAUUUUUAUACUGAGCCAGAAUACUGCGCCUGACAGCACACUGGAUGUCCUCAAUUUGUUAAAAUAGUUUUUUAGAAAAACCGAAUUGUAAAAAGAAAAAAAAAAGUAUAAAAAAUGUGUUUUUGUUUGGUUUGUUUUUUGUUGUUUUGUUUUUUUUAGGAAGAAAAUAGGUAAAUAAAGACGGUGAAUUUGUCCCUAGAAUUAGCUAUUUCUAAUUUAUUGUGAAAUAACGUUUUUACGAGAUAUAGGUUUUGCUUUUCCUGUGCCAAGUAAAGUAUUUGUAUAUUUUCUAUGUUGGAAAACUCCUAUACUUGAAAGUUUUGUGUUUGUGUGUAAAUAUAUAUAUAUAAAUGAAUGUAGUGUUUGGAUGGAAUUAUCCUGUCUUUUUGAAACUGUUUACAACGGGGAUG
This is a messenger RNA of Pseudophryne corroboree (corroboree frog), 1652 nucleotides long. RefSeq names its product homeobox B9 (gene HOXB9). Bases 103 to 837 code for a protein of 244 amino acids. Gene Ontology annotation, biological process: DNA-templated transcription; anterior/posterior pattern specification; regulation of transcription by RNA polymerase II. The record is from RefSeq and is a predicted model, not a curated record. NCBI's taxonomy places the organism in Eukaryota, Metazoa, Chordata, Amphibia, Anura, Myobatrachidae. Gene Ontology annotation, cellular component: nucleus. Gene Ontology annotation, molecular function: DNA-binding transcription factor activity, RNA polymerase II-specific; RNA polymerase II cis-regulatory region sequence-specific DNA binding. The transcript has 2 exons.